This is a messenger RNA of Sceloporus undulatus (fence lizard), 4098 nucleotides long. RefSeq names its product presenilin-1-like. Bases 16 to 564 code for a protein of 182 amino acids. Gene Ontology annotation, cellular component: apical plasma membrane; neuromuscular junction; cell cortex. The transcript is spliced from 3 exons. The record is from RefSeq and is a predicted model, not a curated record. Gene Ontology annotation, molecular function: beta-catenin binding; cadherin binding; aspartic endopeptidase activity, intramembrane cleaving. Gene Ontology annotation, biological process: amyloid-beta metabolic process; protein processing; smooth endoplasmic reticulum calcium ion homeostasis. Lineage: Eukaryota; Metazoa; Chordata; Lepidosauria; Squamata; Phrynosomatidae.
UAUAUCUAGAGCUCAAUGGAAACAUUUAAGUCCCCCCCCAAAUACACAAAUAAUUCAUUAAUAAUUAAAUUUGACUUGGUUUUUUCAAAUAUUCCAAAUUUCUGUUUUCUAUCAGUCACAACAAACCAAAAUCAGAAUGCAGGCACGGAGGUUGAUGAUGGAGGCUUCAGUCAGGAAUGGGAACAGCAACGGGAUAAUAGGAUAGGACCUCUGGAAUCAACUCCUGAGACACGAGCUGCUGUUCAAGCUUUGCCUCCAAAUUCCCUAGCAAGUGAAGACCCAGAUGAAAGGGGAGUUAAGCUUGGCUUAGGUGACUUCAUUUUCUACAGUGUUCUCGUUGGCAAAGCAUCAGCAACAGCUAGUGGAGACUGGAACACAACUUUAGCCUGUUUUGUAGCCAUUUUAAUUGGCCUGUGCCUUACCCUCUUGUUGCUUGCCAUUUUUAAAAAGGCCUUACCAGCUCUUCCAAUCUCCAUAACAUUUGGGCUCGUUUUCUAUUUUGCCACAGAUUACCUGGUGCAACCUUUUAUGGACCAGCUAGCAUUCCAUCAGUUUUAUAUCUAGCACAAUUUAAUUUGACCACCUGUGAACAUGGUACUGACUGUAGCAAAUAUGGGAGGGAGAAAUUAUUUCCCUCCCACUUCUUAAAACAGCCACCGUGCUGGGCACUACUGGAUUUUUUUCCUGCAAAAAUGGUCUCUUAAUGAGCAGGUUAUGGGACUAUAAGACCUCAGCAGUUUUGAAUUAUAUAUCUCUGAAAGGACCAUAUGUACAAAAGAUGCCUAUGCUUUCACCAGCAAUGUAGCUGCUCAGCACAGUGAUUCCAACUCCACCCCUACCCUACUGCUGGAGAGUGUUGAGAACUGCAAAGAGUUUAAAUAAAGGGGACUGGUAAAUCAAACUGAGCUGUCUGGAAUAUUCAAAGUGUCAGCCUGGCUCCAGAACAUCAUCUAUCAAUACCUGAUCCCACCAUAACUUACCUGAAGAGCAGCAACUGGCUUGUGGAUAACGGAAUUUUGUCUUCUCUAAACUGAAAAUCAUGAAAGUAGUCCCAUAUGCUUUGUGUUAAAGUACUAUGAGGUCUAAUUGUCAUUCUGGCACAAUACCUUCUGUACAAAUUUACAGGUUCCUAGCAAUUUUUGACACAGAACACACAUUUUCUGAUGCUGCUGCAAAUGUUCCUUCAAUUUAGUUUGCAACAAGUGAGUCAUGAAAUCAGAACUAGGAUUGUUGAUUACAAAGGUUUUUUUUAAUUCUUAAGAUAUUGUACAACCCAUUUCUUGAUGUUGCCUCUUGCCCACAAAAUAACUUGAAUAUUCAUUUAGCUUUAAUGUGUGAUCUGCAAUGUAUUUAAAUAGUGAGUGAUUAGAACACAUUAAGACCCUUAAAACUACAGGAUAGCAAUGAGACAUACUUCAACCAAAAAUACUUUGUUUCUGUUUUUUUAAACAGUGGUGAAUGUUUGAAUUCAUCACUUGUUCUCAGACAUAUAAUUAUUUUUUAUUAUUCCUUGAAAUUAUAAAGUAAAAUAGUGUAUGUCAUAUUGUAAGAGUAAAAAAGAAAAACUGUUUAUUUUAUAAAGCUGAGGGUUGAUAUCCACUUAACAUCCCCAGAAGACUGUUAUGGAACUAACCUUUUGGAAGCAGACCCGUGAAAAAAGUUAUAUCUACAUUGCUCAUUUAUGUGGACUUUACAAGCAAGAUCUCUUAACAAAAAUACUAGAUUCUGGCUUCCAAUAUCAUUCCAGAAAGAGUAUUAUAGUAACCACUUCUUAGGGAACCUUAUUGCUUUAAUUUUUGAUUGAGAAUUGUAACAGGAAGUACUCCUAUAUCAGAAAAAGGCCUGAAUCCCUCAACAUUUCUUAUAAGAUGAAACUAGCUAUGUUGCCUUCCUUUUCCUGACGUAUUUUGAGCACUCUUGGGAAUGACCUUUACUAGGCUGUAACCUAGAAAUUAGAACAUUUUUCUUGGAAGAAGAUGUACUUGCCUAACUAAUCCCGUAGGAAAGAGUGGCUGGGAAUUGCCUGUGGAAUUCAGUUUGGGUAAGCAUUAAAGAAAUGAAAAACCCACCAUGGCUCUCAGCUAGUAUGAGAUAACCCAGAUCUAUCUGUGUAAAUAAUAGCUUUCUGUUUCCAAUAUUACUUGAGGAAUAGGAUCUGAAGUUAACUUUUGAAUGUCAGGAAAUAGUGGUAUAUUUUGUGUACUGUACAGUGUAUCUCAUUAGAGCAUUCAUCUUAUAAUGAUACUGGGAAAUAUCAAUAAAUAAGAAGAGUAAGAAGAAUGCCAAAGCCUGAUACCACUGGUGAUAGUUUAUUCCUUAAGGCUACACUUCUUGGUUAGUGGACAAGUUAGCAGUACACAUAUACAAUUGUGUAUGUGAUAUUUGCAGAAACUACAGGAGUUGUAGAAAACAAUAGAAGCCUUUCCAUGAAUUUCAGGGGACCCAUAGAAAAUUGCUUAGAAUUAACUCACAUUACUAGUCUUCCACUGUCAAAAACUUUACUGCAUAGACUCUACUACUGUAUUUCAUAUUGCAAGUGUGGACUCAAGUGAUGAAAAGCUUCCUUGUACCAAAAUAAAUAAAAAAAUAAAUCAUCCCACUUAGAAGGCCAGGAAAUCAGUGGGAGAAUUUCUUUUUCUGAAUAGUUUAGUUUUUAAAGUGUGAAGGGAUGUUUUGCAUGGAGGAGCAUUCUAUACCACCUUCUCUCUGAAGAAAUACAGCUUAGGUAUGUAUGUUUACCUUCUUGCUGAGAACUAAGCUGGUAUGAUGCAGAAUUAUUAAGGAGAUUUCUCUUGAGUGAAAUUGUUCAAAUGCAGCACCCAUAGAGUUACAAGGUUCAAGAUGGAAAUUGCUUUUAGCCAAUACUUUGAAAACAGAAGACUUUAGAUAAAGUACACUAAGCACUAUCUUUCAGCCUUGAGCAUAUACCUUGGAAGCAGAAGGUGCUUCCAAGCACCAUCUAUAUCUUUCAAAACACUACACCAGGUUGUCUUUUCAGUAAUGACUUACUGCUAGCCAGAAUCAAAAUCUGGGCACAAAAUAUUGUUUUUAAUCUGUUAUUCUUGGAAGUUUGGAUAACUACUGGGCAAUAAUAGCUUCAUCAGUGUGGCUAGAUUAUUAAAUUAUUCCAAUUUUAUUGAAUACAUUAGAUUUCAGUAACCUUUUAAAGGCAAUGCCUCUCCAAUGUAUUUAGACUAAAUAUGCAUUUAUCAACAGACUCAUCAUUUUUUUAAGGAUUCUGUAACAAAGUGGCUGCUCUUAGUUGGUUAUAUUGUCAGUUAUUAUACCCUCACCCAUCUUAACAUUUGCAUAAAUUGUUAAGGGACUGCUUGCUAACAGAAAUUUGAAAUGUCAAACAAACCAAGCAUUAUGGGAAUAGUGUGGCAAUGGAUUUUCUCUACUUGCUCUAAAUAUUAGAAUUUAGUACAUGCUGAGAACAAAAGUGAGGAGAGCUUGAUUGUACCUGUAUUAGGAUAACUAUAUAGUAAUAUUUUCAAAUAAGGCAUAUCUAAAUUCCUAAGAUACUUAAAAUAUUGGGCUAACAUAAUCCUUUCAAACCCUGGUGGCUACCAAAUCUUUAAGGGCUGUACUAAGCUGAAAUAGCUAAACCUUGAAAUAUAAAGCACACUAUGGAUGUCUUUGGCUCACAUGAUCUUAGAUGUGGAAAUUCUCUCCUUAUACAUGACAAGUUGCUGAUGCAGUAAGAGAAACUAUUGUUGGAGUACAUUAGAGGAGAUGUUAGGAUGAACAGAACAUUUUUCUUCAGUUUUAUUGGAAAUUAUUUUGGCAGCUAUGUCUAAAGACCUAUUUCAAGAAAGCUACAUUACUUGGGUCUGUACAGUCAUGUGAUCUUGUCCCACAGUUUUGGUCUGCCAGUGGGAAUAUUGGAAAUAGAGUAGAAUUGGAUUUUGACACAAGCAUUUAAUUUUUUUUAAUUUUUAUUUGUUUGGUUUUUGGACACUGAUUUGUACAUACUCUGAACUGAAUGUGAAUAAGCCUUUUUAAAACAACUUUUCAAUUAAAAUAUAAUUUUGAUAGGUUAUUGCAAUUUUCCCUGUAUUUGUCAAAUUAUUAAAAGCAAGUAAUGCAUGGAUCUCA